Penaeus vannamei (Pacific white shrimp) is the source of this 840-nucleotide messenger RNA. The record is from RefSeq and is a predicted model, not a curated record. Lineage: Eukaryota; Metazoa; Arthropoda; Malacostraca; Decapoda; Penaeidae.
AUGGGAUUUUAUUUGGAGGGCCAGUCAUUCCGAAUCCUUUCCAUAGAGACCAAGACAUUCCUAAUUAGGGCAGUCCGGAUAGGGCCCGGCAGAGGGCCAGUCAUUUCCCACCACCAGAGGGCCAUCCCUCCCACCAGAGGGCCAGUCAUUCCGGAUCCCACCACCAGAGGGCCAGUCAUUCCGGAUCCCACCACCAGAGGGCCAGUCAUUCCGAAUCCCACCACCAGAGGGCCAGUCAUUCCGGAUCCCACCACCAGAGGGCCAGUCAUUCCGGAUCCCCCACCAGAGGGCAGUUCCCACCACCAGAGGGCCAGUCAUUCCGAUCCCACCACCAGAGGCCAGUCAUUCCGGGUCCCACCACCAGAGGCAGUCAUUCCGAUCCCACACCAGAGGGCAGCGGGCCAAGAGGGCAGUCAUUCCGGAUCCCACCACCAGAGGCCAGUCAUUCCCCCCACCCAGAGGGCCAGUCAUUCCGGAUCCACCACCAGGGGCCAGUCAUUCCGGGCCACCACCAGAGGGCCAGUCAUCCGGAUCCCACCACCAGAGGGCCAGUCAGAUCCCACCACCAGAGGGCCAGUCAUUCCGGAUCCCACCACCAGAGGGCCAGUCAUUCCGGAUCCCACCACCAGAGGGCCAGUCAUUCCGGAUUCCACCACCAGAGGGCCAGUCAUUCCGGGUCCCACCACCAGAGGGCCAGUCAUUCCGGAUCCCACCACCAGAGGGCCAGUCAGAGGGCCAGUCAUUCCGGAUCCCACCACCAGAGGGCCAGUCAUUCCGGAUCCCACCACCAGAGGGCCAGCGCAGAGAGAGACGGCGCAGCGCGGAGAUAUCGCCUCGUAA